AUGGCCCCAAAAGAGACAGCCCUCACCAAGCCCACCUUCUGCCACUACUGCACCGACUUCAUCUGGGGGCUGGCGGGCUACCAGUGCGAGGUUUGCAACUUCAUGUCUCAUGAAAAGUGCCUCAAGAAUGUCAAGAUACCAUGCUCAUGUAUUGCUCCCAGCCUUGUAAGGGUUCCAGUUGCACACUGUUUUGGGCCUCCAGGACAUUACAAAAGAAAGUUUUGCACAGUGUGUAGAAAGUCACUGGAGUCACUUGCAUUUCGAUGUGAAGUUUGUGAGCUACAUGUGCACACAGACUGUAUCCUGUUUGCUUGCAGUGACUGCCGUCAGUGUCACCAGGAUGGGCACCAGGAGCAUGAUACUUAUCACCACCACUGGAGGGAGGGAAACCUUUCUUCAAGUGCUCGUUGCGAAGUUUGCAAAAAAACCUGUGGCUCUUCUGAGGUGCUCUCUGGCAUGAGAUGUGAAUGGUGUGGCAUCCUGGCUCAUUCUGCUUGCUACAUAAUUGUCACACCAGAAUGUACUUUUGGAAGAUUAAGGAAUAUGAUUCUUCCUCCAAACUGUGUGCAAUUAUUUUCUCGCAACUUCAGCAAACUGCAUUGUUUCCGAAUAUCAGAAAAUUUACAAACAGAAUCAGAUGAAGAUGAUGAUGUUGAUGGGUCAACACAGGGAUCAGCAAAAGAUGUCCAAAUUUCAACAGAUUCAAGUAAACAAACAUUAAAGAUAUUUGAUGGGAAUGAUGCAGUGAAACGCAAUCAAUUUCGACUGAUUUCAGUUCCAAGGAUUGCAAAAAAUGAAGAAGUUGUGGAGGCUGCUUUGAGGGCAUACUACAUAAAUGAUGACCAGCAGGAGUAUGAGCUUCAGACCUUUACGCAGCAGGCGCUGCUGUCUGAUGAUGUUAUCAACAGGAACGAUGAUGCAGAGGACAGCAACUUGGGCUCAGUAUUCCGCGAAUCUGUUCCUGAAGCUUGGAUCAUCAGAGCCAAACCAAAGGAUGAGGAAGUGAUCAGAAUUUAUGCUGCCUGGCUGAAGGUGGGAAUGGCAUAUGUUUCUCUACGAGUAAAUAAGGAUAGCACUACGCAGACUGUGAUCAAAGAAGUGCUUCCAUUACUUGGAAGGCAGAUGGAGUGCCUCAAGAAUUUCAAAUUGGUGGAAGUGCUUAUGAGCAGUAAGCAAGUUCAGCGCAUGGUCUUGGACAAUCAGGAACUGAUUCUUAACAGACUCAAGGACAUAAGAAAGACUUCAAUACGUCAGAUGAAUCAAACAAGAUUUUACAUUGUGGAAAACAGUAAAUCCAUUGUACAAGUAAAUUUAUUUGUUGGUGGCCUUCCACCUCAGCUUUCCUCUGAAGAAUACACAAAUAUUCUCAAGGAUGAAUUAGCUAUCAAAACAAAUGUAGUGUCUGUGAGUCAUGUUUAUCAAGCACAAGGUGCUGUUGUACUUGAAAUUUCAUGCUUUUCUGAAGCUGAAAGAAUAUAUAUGCUAGUUAAAGAUACAACUGUCAAUGACAAGCCUCUGAAUGCUGUGGUGAUUCCUGAAGUUAGGGAUUCCAAGAUACCACAGAACUGCUGCCCACUUCUUGUAUUUGUGAAUCCAAAAAGUGGUGGUCUAAAAGGUCGGGAUCUGCUGUACAGUUUUAGAAAGCUCCUAAACCCACAUCAGGUCUUUGAACUUACCAAUGGUGGCCCACUGCCUGGGUUUCACACAUUCUCUAAAGUCCCCUCCUUCCGAGUGCUAGUGUGCGGAGGGGAUGGCACCGUCGGCUGGGUCCUUGGUGCUCUGGAAGAGAUCAGGCACAAGCUGGUGUGCUCAGAGCCCUCUGUUGCCAUCUUGCCUUUAGGAACAGGUAAUGACUUAGGGAGGGUCUUGCGCUGGGGAGCUGGUUACAGUGGGGAAGACCCCUACUCGAUUUUGGUUUCUGUGGAUGAGGCAGACGAUGUUCUGAUGGAUCGCUGGACUAUCCUUUUGGAUGCAGAAGAACCAGCUGAAGGUGCAGAGAAUGGCGUUGCGGAACCUGAGCCUCCAAAGAUUGUACAGAUGAACAAUUACUGUGGUCUUGGCAUUGACGCAGAGUUGAGCUUGGACUUUCAUCAUGCUAGAGAAGAAGAACCAGGGAAAUUUAAUAGCAGGUUUCACAACAAAGGAGUUUACGUGAAAGUUGGGCUGCAGAAGAUAAGUCAUACCAGAAAUCUUCACAAAGACAUAAAGCUUCAAGUGGACCAGCACGAGGUGGAGUUACCAAGUAUAGAAGGACUCAUUUUUAUUAAUAUACCCAGCUGGGGGUCUGGAGCUGAUCUCUGGGGGUCUGAGAGUGAUAACCGCUUUGAGAAACCACGCAUUGAUGACGGCCUGCUGGAAGUUGUUGGUGUGACAGGUGUUGUUCACAUGGGUCAAGUCCAAGGUGGUUUUCGAUCAGGAAUUCGCAUAGCCCAAGGCUCAUAUUUUCGUGUAACCCUCCUAAAGCCAAUUCCAGUUCAAGUUGAUGGAGAGCCCUGGAUACAGGCCCCUGGCCAGAUUAUUAUUUCUGCUGCAGGACCAAAGGUCCAUAUGUUGAAAAAAUCCAAGCAGAAGCAGAAAAAAACUGGAAGCCUGAGAGAGAUGAGAGUGGAUAGCGUUUCAGUUUCUGAAGGAGGACGCUAAGUGGAGAGCUGUGCUCAGAAGUGCUACAGCGUACCUACUGUAGAUACCAAGAUGGUUCAGUAAAAACUGAGUGCAGACAACUGGUGAAGAGGGUUGCUGAUGAGUGUGCCUUUCAUUGUGUUUUGAUAGUACUGGGUUCUACUUCGUCUUUCAAAGACAGUGCCUCGUUGUGACAAAUAACUGUUAUGUACUACUUGUCUCAUCUGAAAUGUUUACUUUGGGUUGCUUUUCCGUAAGCCAUUUCCUGGUUUUUCACGUAUAUAGAAACUGAGGCCAAACAGAGAUUCCAAAAUGCUGAGAUUUCUGCAUCUUCACAAAGACUCUUCCCCUCCUCCCAGCUUUUUCUUAAAGAAAAUCAUUCCAUAGAUAAACUUUGGUGCAUUGUUCCAUAAAUGAAAAUGUGCUCCUUUAAAAUAAUGCUCACAGUAGCCUCCCAACAAAAAAAACACAAAGACAUGAGCUGCUGAGAACUCAGAUCAGUCCAAAUAGCACAGCUGAAACAGCACUACCAUUAAGAGAAGAAUACAAAACACAGGAGAAAUAAUUUCUAUAAAAGGAGCCCAGUGCACUAGGAGGAGAGAAAGUACAAGAACAGUUGAGUCAAAACAUUUCAGAGAGUUUACUUCAACAGUAUUUGGACAAUAUAAAUGGAGGGGAAACAGCUUGUAGGGCAAGUUAUCAAGUGCAGCUUAGUUUCUCCUAUUUAUUCAGCCAAAGCCUGUUUUAAAAGACGCUUGAAUUUCAGCAACUACCCCUCUAAUGUAAAAAAAGAACGAGAAUACCCAAGGCAGUAUUACACUGUAUUUUUUUUCUUUGACACCAGACUUUUCAUCUUGUCUUUACUUGUGCUGUUUCGUUUUCAUUAAUUUGUCACAGCUGGACUGUUAUUUAACAGCAAGCUCAAAGACUAAAAGAAUCACCACUAAUUAAUGUUCACAUAAGUAGAUUAGCACAGUCCUAUUUAGAGCUGAAGUACAGUGUAGUUUCACUGAGGAGCCUUAGGAGGUGUUGAAGCCUGUAGUGUGCAUGUAACAUGCUGUGGGCUUCAGGUAGCUGGGAAUGUGAUAGCUGUCAUGAAAACUCACUUAGCUGGUCAGCCUUCUCAAGUCCUUGGUGGCUGUUGUUACCAGGCAUGGCUCCAAGAACAGAAGUGACUGUCUUUCUCACUUAGAUGAGUGUCUGAUCUUCAGAGGCUGUUCCUCUGUCAGCUCCAAUGAGACCAAGAUCACCUCUCUGUGCUUACCCAUCUGCUGAAGAUAUGGGGAUCCAGUACUUCUUUUACAGCUUCCUGCUAGAGAUUGGUGCUAGAGCAGACAUGCUGGUCCAGUCAUACACUACACAUAUCUGCUGUCUGUAGCUGUAGUUGUGUUGGUCUUCACUCACAUCUCUGCUGGUCUCAUCUGACCAUGGUUCUCUGGUGACUGAACCUUCCACUUCAGAUCAGUGUCAUACACAAGGGGCCCUCUGAGCCAGCUGUGGUGCAGGGGAGCUGCAUGGUUUUGCAACUUGUAUGCACCUGCUGCUUGGAGCUACUUAAGCCAUGUUGGCCAGAGCCCAUUUAGCUAGCCAGUGGGCUUACUUGUCCCCUAUUGCACGAUAAUAACUAAUACGGCUAUGGAUGACGUGCCACUUGAGUGAUGAAUUCAUUUAGGAGCGUUCCUCUUGCCACUGUGUCUAGAAAAACAUCUGCAGCUGCUUCAGGGGACUUCAGUGUAACUGAAAUAUACAAAAGCCGUUUUGUGUUGGAGCCAGCUACAUGCUGAGGCAGUUCUUGCUGGGUCUUUUUGAUCAGUUCGUACUCUGAGCACUGUGCCAGCUUCAGCAACAUCUGAGCAUUACCUGCACUUUCUACUCCCCAAUCAUGGUGCAGAUGAGGGUGUGAAUGUGGAUGCUGCGAGACAGUAAUCUAUAGCAACAGAAUGAUACAGCUAAAGCUAUAAACAGAGGCAAAACAGCUGUGCAAAAGUGGCAGCCGCCUGCAGCCUCUCCUUCCUGUCCAGUGAUUCCUUCUGUUCUUAGUGUUCUGACACUAAAACUUGACUUUUCGUUAUAGAAGACAUGCAUAAGCUUUAAGCUUGCUGGUACUGACCAUCUUCUGCAGCCCAAGUAAAUAAACCUGUCUUACUAUUCUUCCAGAUACAGAUAAUCCUGCAGCAUGCAGCUGACAGAGUGUUUCAUGUUCAUGGCUCAUUAAGGGCAUGGCUGUUUCUCCCUGUUUCUUAGCAUCUGUUACCUGAAAUAACAUGAAACUGUGGGGUCACAGUAUUUUAAUAAGAGGGCCCUUUACUGGGGCAUAUCCUUCCAUGGGAAUUUUCCAUCCCUGGAACACUGUAUGAGCCAAGUAUGUCUCAGGGAUAGCAUCGUGGUAGCAGCGUGGCACAGAAGUACAAAUGUGUUCUCACAACUGCCAGAGGUGGAGGACAGGAGGGUUUUGAGGUUUUUUUUUUCAUUCCCUUUUUUUUUUUUUUUUCCAGAAAAAAAACUCCAACAUGUAGUUUGAGCAGAUGAGUGACACACUGAAAUGAAAACGUAUCUUAAGAAAAACACCCUUGGCAUUUAAAGCCUUUGUGCAUCAUAAAAUAAUGCUUAGAAGACAAAACAGAUUUCUGGGCAGUUGAGAUAGGAAGGCUCCUGUCAAGCUUUUAAAAGGAGAAACUUACUAUUUAACCCCUCUAUUAAGAUGUGUCAGUUUCAGGUACUGUAAAGGCCAGUACAUCAAGUUUGGGGUUUUUUUUUGACAUUUGCAUCACGCACAGUAUGUGAGAAGUAUUUUUUUCCAUAGUAUAUAAGACUUCCUUGAAGAGGAGAUAACUCUGUAGUUAAUAUGAAACAUUUUGACUUAGCCUUUCCUUUGAACAAAACAAUGCAGUAUAAUUUACAUGAUAGCGAGCAGAUAAAUUAUUCUCGGCACUGAGCGUUCAAGUAACAUUAUGUGAGAACCUUGUGAUCAUAUGGCCAAGUGCUUUAAAUAAUGCAGUAACAAAAAUGUUGGGGAAGAGGCUCGGUUCUGUCAAAACAGGUGUUAAUCAACAUCAGGGAUGCAGAACCAGGAACCAUAAUUUAUAGACAGGGAAGAAAUGCAGGCUCAUUGCUAUGCUGAGCACAUUCCUUCAUCCUCUCUCCACUGCCCUGACUUUUUACCUUGCCUGUAAGCCAUGGCAGGCACAGAUAGCAUAUGUCCUGCUGGGUUACACAUUCCUGACCUUUUACUAGUGUCCUACUAGACUUUGCCAGCAUGGGAGUGAGAAAGGUCCUGAACAUCAUGGUGUAUUUCAAAUGCCCCACUAUUGCAGACCAGAGAAGGUGAUCAGUUGGUUAAAAUCUGUUUUGAUGGGUAAACACAUUACCUCUGUCUUGAAUUAGGAGAACCAAAAUUCAAAAGCUCAUCACUGAGAUACAGGUGCUACUUCAGAAACUUUGCUGCUUUUUCCCCAUGACUUUUACACUUGAUGUGUAUAAUUUAAACUUCUCAUGUUUUGAAUGCAUUGAUUUUUAAAUUAAACUGUUAUUUUGCAAAAAAAAUUUUGUUUAUUUAUAUAUGUGUGUCUAUGUACAUAUAUGUGUAUACAUACAUAUGUACACACCCUUUAAAAAUAGGCUUUAUUGUAUUUCCUUUCUCAGUGCCUACUUCUACAGCUUUUGCUGCAUUACAAUGUUCUGAUAGCACUUGCUUCUGGAUCUUUCAGUCACCAGUUUUGGACAGGAGGUAGAGUGUACUUUCCUACUGGUUCCACAUGUUUCUAAGGGAAUGGCAAUAUAGCAAAAGCACAACUGUGUUUAGUGUAUAGUCUCUGCAUGUGUACAGUUUGAGGUCCUCUUGCUCUUUCUAUAUAUUAAUCAAGCCUCUUUAUGUCUAAAUCAAUGGCAAUGGCUAUUGCAGCAUUUUAAAAACUACAAGAAGCUGUAGCAUAGUCUACUGCAAGACAUAAAUAAGGAACUGUUAUAGUCAGUUGUUCAUUAAUCUUCUUACCUCUUACAAGUGUUGUACAGAUUGUAUUUCUUUAAAGAGCAAAUAAUGUACUUGUUUUAAAUAUCAGCUGUUUGGAAUCUGUAAGCAUUCACACCUGCACAUUACUCUGCAACAGUCUUUUGGCAUAUAAAUGUAUCAUUGUCAAAUGAAGCUUCAUUUUGUGGGAAGAGAAGGUAAGAGAGCUGUUGUGACACUUAAAAAGGACGUAUGUUGAAGACACAACAGAUUCAGCUGCAUGGGUAUUUUAUAACAUACUGUCUGUGUGUGCAGGUGUGGCCUGCGUCGCAUACUGCUGCCAGUCCAUGCUUCAGCCCUGAAACCGGGGGUGCAUUGCAGUGGGAACUGAGAUACCUGGCAGUAGAUACUCUGUUUCAGCCUGCACCUCAACACCUCUUCCUUGGAGCCUUCAUAGUAACUGUGCAUUUUCCUCUUCUGCUAGGCUGCUUUUCUUGCCCUUUGGGCCCAGUAUUUAUACCGAAACUGGUAACAGAAGCACCAGUAUGUGGAGAAUGUGGAGAAUGUGUGUGGAGAGCAGGGGAAUGGAGACCCUGCUCUAAAACAGAGCUUUGGCUAUUGGGCUUAAACUGUUCGUUAAUUUCUACUUCAUCUAUUUAACAGCUGUGGAGCAAAGACUCAGCAACUAUUGAACUACCUUGGAUUCAUGGUGAUAACAUUGCCUCAUUUUCAGGCUUUUAUCCUGUAGUCCCUUAAAUCCCAUAGUGAAUCCUUUUAUCCAGCAGUGCAUGUAUCACUUCAUACACUUUUUGCACGUAACAGAAAAUGCAAGUUAGAUGGGCUUAGGGUGUGGCAAAGUUGUAAUGUUUGUACUUUUUUGUACAUAUGGGGAUGAUUCUACAGAUGCAAAGAUGCACUUUCAGGUAAUGAUGAAAACAAGUUUGUAGAAUACAACUGUUUCAGAGUUUCUCUUACUGCAGCUUCCCUUGGUCCCUAUCCAUCUCUAAUACCGUGUUCUUGAAAGCCUCCUUGGGAGUGAGAAAUUAUAUCUUCUUCCCAUCACAGUAUGUAUUUAUAGCUGGCUGACUGAAAGUUCAUAUAUAUUUUUAAACAAUUACAAAUUGGCUGCUAUUUUAAGAUUUAUGUUUAAUAGACUGAUUUUAUAAUGCAUAAAAGUAAUGUUAAAGUUUUAUUUAUAAUGUAAACAUUUACUGAUUUGACACUUGGCUUGUAGGAGAGAUCCAGCUCAAAGCCUUUGUUCCUUUUGCUAUUUAAUGUAUUUUUUUUUUUUUAGCAGUGUAGUCAUUGUAUGUGUGGAACACAGUGAAAUGAAUGCAAAUUACUAAUCUUAACCUGCAGUUAGACCAGCAGUCUCAAUGUUUACAGGACAGCGACUAUUGAUUGUAAACCCAUGCACGUUGGUUGAAACAGUGCACUCUUUCUGUGUUUCUGCAUUGUUUCUGCUUCCCGUGACAAUUAAUGAAACAGUUGCCUUCUGGAUUAGAUUCCUGGUGAUGUCCCUUCAGUGAGAUUUAAAUGCAGAUGAUGGCCUUUCUGCCAUGGACUCAUAGGACAGAAUUUCUACUGAUACAAAUGUUGUAUUGAACAUGUUUUCUGAAAGAUUGACUUUAUUUUUUGUGAAGAUAAUUUAUGAGAAUGUUUUAUAAGCAGAGCAGUGUUGUUGAAAAAGUUGGUGGGAAGUCCUGAAAUAAAUGUGUGUAGAUAUUAAAGAUGUAUCCCAAAGCAAAGUAUUUUUUCAUAGGACACUAGCAACACACCCAUUUAACAUGUCAAUGCACAGCUCAAGUGUGUUAUUUAGGAGACAAUUUCAGAAGAUGUGGCCUCAUUUAUAUUGUGCAUAUCCUUUGUUACACUUCUGUCAGCAACUCCUGAUAUAAACAUCAGCUGUAAAAAGUGGAACUUUUACCCCGUGCAAAUCACUGCAGGUUAAAGUGCAAAGAGCCCAGCCUUGUGCUUGACUGCAAGCAAUGUUAUGAGCCUGGUGACUGUUUGGCACUUCUAGUCCUCUCACUCUCUGCAGGGUGUGCCACACAUUAGUCCUUUUGCUUGUUGAAGGAAGGAAGGUACAAAUUGACAUGUGCCUGUGUCAAACGGUUAGCAGCAUGCCUUGCCAUGGCAUCCAUUACUUUGUGCUGCUGAUCUUGCCAAAUCGGGUAGCAAGAGGUGCUUGAAGAAUUGCUAUUUAUUGUGUAAUUUUAGGUGCUUACAAAGCCUUCACUAACUACUAUUUUAAAGCAAAAUUCUGGGGAUCUGUAGCAUAGCAAUAGCUGUUUUAACUCUAGCUUUCUGUACAUGCCAAAAGCAAAUUAUCCUUGGGAUAGUUUAAUUAGCAAUUAUGUAGAUAGUAGCAAUCAAUACCUUGAAGCUGCAAGUUCUGGUUAUUGGAAGGGAGCAUCUCUGCUUUGAAUGCAAUGCAUCACAGAGUUUGUAAUUUGCUAUAGAUUUGUGUCCCUCCUACUUAUGAACCACCCAUGACAUCUUAAUUUUUCUUGAAGUGUGGCUUGACUAUUGCUUAAAUAACUGUAUCUCAGCUCUGGUUAUUUAAAUCAUCCAACUUCAAACCGCUAUAUGAAUACUAUUUUAAUAUGAAGAUACUCUUAAGAUGUCUUAUAGCAUUUCUUGUGAAUGUUCUAAUACAUUGGUAAUAAAUCAUCUUGGCCCCACAAGCUAAGGUAAACUGACCAUUGAACAGUUCAGUUAGUCUAGUGCUUAUUCUUUGUGUGUCUGCUUAAUAAUUCUCAGAAAGAAAAAAAGCCUAAGUAUAAGCAUUGAAGUGGUUGAAAACUGUUUCCACCUUGUGUGUCUCAAACCAGUAAUGCAUUAUCACACCUUCACUUGUGGAUUGGUCUCAGAAACAAGCUUUUAAACGAUGUAACUUGUUUCUCAGUGUCUGCCUUGCAAAUCACCAUGCUGUGGCAACUUGUCUGCAAAUAACAUACCUAGUGUACUAAUUGGUUUUAAAAUAGUAAUUUAUAAAAGAUGGACUUCUCUCUUCUAUUUGAACAUAUGUUUGUCCUUGGGUAAUGUUGUUAUAACAGUUCUGUAUAUAUAUUGCAAUAUGUGUUUUGUGUUUAAUUUGAUUGUACGUUUUGCACUGAUUUGAAAUUCUGUAUUCUUACAAGUUCUAGAGAUCUGUAACUAAAAUUUGUCUGUGAAAAAUACAACGUCUCUUAUAUCCUG
This is a messenger RNA of Athene cunicularia (burrowing owl), 9766 nucleotides long. It is a transcript of the gene DGKQ, whose product is annotated as diacylglycerol kinase theta. The record is from RefSeq and is a predicted model, not a curated record. Lineage: Eukaryota; Metazoa; Chordata; Aves; Strigiformes; Strigidae. Gene Ontology annotation, molecular function: ATP-dependent diacylglycerol kinase activity. The transcript has 24 exons. The coding region runs from base 1 to 2640 and encodes 879 amino acids. Gene Ontology annotation, biological process: lipid phosphorylation; intracellular signal transduction; diacylglycerol metabolic process.